UCAGUGGCGUCUUGUCAAACAAUUACCACCAACUAAAUAUAAAAGUUUUCUGAUUUUCUUUUCACAUUUAAUAAAAACCACAACAUUUAAGUGCUGGAAAGCAUUGAUAACCUAGAAUAUCCGCCUGUUUUUAAACAGGUUGAGAGUUCUAAUUAUGAAUGUUUUUCAGACAUGCCCAAACACAUCGGAAUUGGAGCCCCUUUAUCUGCCCCAGCAGUUAUAUCUGCGGCCGAUAGCGAAACUGAACAUAUCCUUGCAGUUGCCGAACUUAACAAAGUUGGGCAAAAGUGUGUCACAUUGGGAGAUUAUGGAUAAACUGAAGGAGCUGAUCAGGCCUGAUGAAUUUACUGUUUUAAAAGUGACGAGAACUACGAUGGAAUUUGUGAGGCUGGAGGCCGAGGUGGAGAAACGAUCUAAGCUGGAGCGAGUUGUGUCGAAAAUUAACAACAAAAUGAUUAAAUUGAAAGAUUUCGCCGACCUGAUGCGAGUGAAAGCUGCUGAAACGCCCUCAGAAUUUCCAAAUAGACGCGCUUGGGAUGCUUUCUUCUCAGAGGCGAAGAACAUGAACGAAAUGAAACCUGGCGAGCGUCCCGAUACGAUGCAUAUCUCGAAUAUUCCCUCAAAAUGGUUUACACCUUUCCCUCAAAGUGGCGAUAAUGAUGAUGAUACAACGCCAUCAGAAAAGAUUCUCUACAGGGUCUUUGAGAAAUUUGGCAGCAUUCGUUACGUGGACAUUCCAAUUUGCGACCCUUAUCGCAAAAAAAUGAAAGAACACAUAUCUGGACUCAAAUUUUCUAGUUUUGAAAAACUGGACUUUUUUGAGGGUUAUAUUCAGUUUAAAGACUACAUCGGCUUUACCAAGGCGAUGGAUUUUUUUCGCGAUAAAAAGCUAGUGCAUAAAAAUGAUGGUUAUGUGGAAAUCGAAAUCAAAGUGGACUUUGAUAAAACCAAACAUUUAAGUGAUGCCUCCAUCAGGAGAAGGGAAAUUGUUAGAGACAGAUUAGUGAAAAAGGCGAGAGAAAAAGAGGAGAAAGACAAGAUAGCUUUGGAAGAAAUAAAGAAGCAGGAAGAAGUUGAAAGAAAAAAGAAUGAAAACCUGAAAACGCAAAAAGAGAUCCGUCGACGUAUGCGGGAAGAGAAGCGCAAAACCAAAAUUUUACAGAAAUUGGAAAUAACUGGAUCAGACGAAAUCAAUGAGAAAAUCGCUAAGGAGGAAAAGAAACUCGUUAAAGUCCAGAGGAAACUGGAGGCCAUUCGGAUGGUGGAGGAGCUUUUUAAGAGGAUUAAAGAGAAAAGUGAGGGAGAAAUCCAACGCUACAACUUGCCAGAUCCCAAAGCAGAUAAGCUAAAAAGACUAAAAAAUAUCAGAGAAUUGGACUACUUAAGCCAAAAAGAGAAACUUCAUCACGCAGUCAAAGGUCGAGCAAUGCUCAAGACUAUACUAUCGGACGGGGUGAAAACUGCAAAAUUCUCCGACUCGUCCGACUCAGAACUUUCUUUAGACGCCAGCCCAGGUGAUCGCAGAGUAACUGCUCCAAUGCGAAGCCAACAUCGGCCAGAUUUUCUGUUUGAUGGCCAACCCCCGUCGAUGUACGGUUUUCCGUUUCAACCAAUGUAUCAACCUUUCGGACCUCCAAUCUACCAAGAUAUCGACAUCUUUAGUGUUUAUAGAGGUGCUAGAGGUAGAGGCCGUGGUAGAGGACGAGGAUUUAAUCAACGAGGUAGAGGAGCUCACGGUGGACGAGGGUUUUAUCCACCAGAAGUAUAUGAAGAAUACAGCAAUCAGUACAAUAGGAAGAGAAAUCAGUAUUCCAAACGCAGUUCUCGAUCGUACUCUCCACGCAGAUCUCGAAACUCGCGAUCGCGCUCCAGAAGCCAUUCGCAUGGAAGAUUGCGAAGCAGAAGCCCAUCGAGAUCCAGAAAACGGUCGAGAAAAAGCGAUCGAGACAGCAGAAGCAGAUCACGGAGUUACAGAAGAAAAUCUAGGUCUAGAAGUAGACAUCGUAGUCGUUCAAAGUCUAGAAGAUCGCGAUCGAAAUCCAAAAACACCCGAUCUGCAAGUAGGAGUAAGUCAAGAGACAGAAAAUCGAAAAAUAGGAGCCACUCUAGAUCCGGUAGUCAGUUAAAGCGCAGUAGAUCAAGAUCCAGGGCAAAUUCCGUGGAUUCGACAAAGUUUAUGACUCCGAGAGAGUUGAAGGAGCAAAAAAACCAGCACAGGAGUAAAUCAUGGUCUUUCACGGAAGAUGGCGAGAAAGGUGGACGAUCGUGGUCGCAAAGCCCAAUAAUAACCACCGAAAAGUGAGCUUUUAAAACCGCAAGUAAUAAUUAAUUUGUUUUAAUUUGUUGCGUAAAGUAUGUUUUAUUUGUAAGUAGCAACUUUUAGGUUACUGGUUCUAUCAAUAAACUUUGCUAAUAUUC
Molecule: messenger RNA, 2418 nt
Organism: Dendroctonus ponderosae (mountain pine beetle)
Lineage: Eukaryota; Metazoa; Arthropoda; Insecta; Coleoptera; Curculionidae
Gene: Xe7
Product: A-kinase anchor protein 17A
Exons: 11
Coding region: 155-2302 (715 amino acids)
Source: RefSeq, a predicted model, not a curated record